Molecule: messenger RNA, 2290 nt
Organism: Coffea eugenioides
Lineage: Eukaryota; Viridiplantae; Streptophyta; Magnoliopsida; Gentianales; Rubiaceae
Exons: 3
Coding region: 211-1959 (582 amino acids)
Molecular function (GO): protein binding
Source: RefSeq, a predicted model, not a curated record
GAACUGGGAAGGUGAAAUUCGUGAAAUCUCUUCCGCCGUCCUGCCUGGAUCAAAGAAAUAUAUAUAAACAGGUACAUUCCUGUAUUUCUGAACUGAGGGAGGGCUAGCAAGAGAGAGAAACUAAGAGAGAUAGAGGGAGAGAGAGACAGAGACAGAGAGAGAGGGUGGGUUUCAUGUAUUGAACGGGUUGACCCAUUUUGCACAACCAUCAUGGCCGUCGCAGCACCAUCCCUGACCUCCGCCUCCUCCUCCAUCGCCGGAGAUAAUAGGAAGCACUGGUGGGUCACCAACAAGAAGAUUGUAGACAAGUAUUUGAAGGAUGCCAAAGUUCUGCUGGGAACUAGGCAAGACCAAUCCGAGAUCCUCUCGGCUCUCAACCUUCUGGACGCUGCUUUGGAACUCUCCCCUCGUCUCGACCUAGCCCUCCACUUGAAGGCUAGGUCUUUGCUUUAUCUCCGCCGUUUCAGGGACGUCGCCGAUAUGCUUCAGGACUACAUUCCCAGCCUCAAGAUGCUCUCCGACGACUCCUCUUCCGAUAACUCCUCCUCCUCCUCCUCCGCCCACUUAUCCAGAGAGCGGGUCAAGCUUCUAUCAUCCGACCGGCAGGACCAAGAGCCUACCUUUAAAUGCUUUUCCGUCUCCGAUUUGAAGAAGAAGGUCAUGGCUGGCCUCACUAAAAACUGCGAAAAGGAAGGCCAGUGGAGGUACUUGGUGUUGGGUCAAGCAUGUUGCCAUUUGGGCCUAAUGGAGGACGCCAUGGUUCUCCUCCAGACUUGGAAGCGCCUGGCUACUGCAGCUUUCCGCCGUCAGAGUAUCUGUUGGUCCGACGAUAGUUUUUUCUUUCGCGAAUUCCCAACCUCAGCUGACCUUCCCGCUCCCAUUAACCAGCCGGCUACGCCUCCCAAGACCGAGUCUGAGAGCAUUUCCCAUCUCCUUAGCCAUAUCAAACUCCUCCUCCGCCGCAAGACGGCCGCCAUUGCAGCCCUUGACGCUGGGCUUUACUCUGAAGCCAUCCGGCAUUUCUCCAAGAUCGUUGAUGGGCGUCGUGGGGCCCCACAGGCCUUCCUUGCUGAAUGCUACAUGCACCGAGCCUCAGCUUAUCGAUCUGCAGGUAGAAUUGCCGAGGCAAUUGCAGACUGCAAUAAAACUCUGGCGUUGGAGCCCUCUUGCAUUGAAGCAUUGACCACUCGAGCUGCUCUUUUUGAAACCAUUCGAUGCCUCCCUGAUUCCCUUCACGAUCUGGAGCAUCUUAAACUCCUGUACAAUUCCAUUUUACGGGACAGAAAGCUGCCCGGACCUGCAUGGAAACGUCAGAAUGUGCAAUAUAGAGAAAUCCCAGGGAAGUUGUGUUCACUGGCAACUAAAAUGCAGGAGUUGAAGCAGGGGGUUGCCUCGGGAGAGACGGGGAAUGUAGAUUAUUACGCUCUGAUUGGUUUGAGGCGGGGUUGCUCCAGAUCAGAGUUGGAGAGAGCCCAUUUGCUUCUCACCCUUAGACACAAGCCUGAUAAGUCUUCCAGUUUCAUUGACAGAUGUGAGUUUGGGGACGAGCGUGACAUGGAAUCUAUUCGGGAUAGAGCAAGAAUAUCGGCAUUGUUAUUGUAUAGAUUGAUUCAGAAGGGGUAUACCAGCGUAAUGACAGCAAUUAUGGAUGAAGAGGCAUCGGAGAAGCAGCGGAAGAAGGCUGCUGCUGCAUUGCAAGCUGCACAAUCAUUGCAGCUUCAACAAGCUCGUGAACAGUCCAAGAUUGUUGAAACGUUCAACUCUGCGUCAACUGCCAAGGAGGUGUGUAAUGGUGAUAACGGUAGUAGGCUCGAGAGUAAGGGUGGUUCAAAUGCGGCAGCAUCUUGUUCGGCAUUUCAAGGAGUAUUCUGCAGGGACCUUGCUGUUGUUGGGAAUUUGCUUUCUCAAGUGGGAUUUAAUCGUCCAAUUCCAGUGAAAUACGAGGCUUUAAGCUGUUGAAGGUAAUUGAACGAAUGAAUGAUUGAUGAUGAUUUAUGAGGCGUUAUCAGGAACAACCGUGGAUCUUGAGAAUCAGGUGAGCAUGAUUGAAACAGGAAUAAGAUUUUAUCAGUAGACCGGCGGGGGGAGAAUCUGAUUACGGACGAUCAACUAGUAUCACGUAGCAUGUUUGUACAAAGGGAAAAUUUAGUCACCGUCAAAGACUGCCGGGGAAAUUUUUGUUACCUACCUUCUCUUUCCUUUCCCAUCUUUUAGUUUUUACUACAAUGUACCUGUACAGAGUUAAAUUCAGUCUUUCCCAUUAUUUACUUCUGAAUAUUUGUUAGGAGCU